GCCGCCGCCAUGUUGCGGCCGUUGGUGCCCGGUACUGGGUGAGGCCUGCGCGGGGCCCCGGCGGCGGCGGGGCCCUUCAGGAGGAGCCGCCUGCGUGGGUGGCGGUUUUGAACCUCCUCCUGUGAACAGCAUGGUCCAGGCUGGAUUGGAAGCUGCAGAGGAGCAACUGCAGAUCUCCAAAGAUCCCCAGGAAGAGCACUGCUGGUGAGAGCUUUCAUCAUGGGGGACAUGAAAACCCCGGACUUCGAUGACCUGUUGGCUGCUUUUGACAUCCCUGAUCCAACUAGCCUGGAUGCCAAGGAGACUAUCCCAUCAGCUGGGGAGGAAAAUGAGAGUCACCUGAAGUCCUCAGGGAUUUGCAUAGAUGAGAACGUGUCCUUAUCUCACUCUUUGCCUCCCUCUGAUGCUCCUGUUGUGAGUGUGAUAGUGAAGAACACAAGUCGCCAGGAGUCCUUUGAAGCAGAAAAGGAAGGGAAUCACCUUGGGACUGGGCUGCUGCACAAUGGGUUUCGUGGGUCCGAUCUGCCAUCGGAGGCUCAUGCUUUAGUGCAUAAUUAUGGCAAGUUUGAGUCAACUUUUAUUAAUGGUGACAGCUCAAGAAGUUACUCUGAUAAACUGGACCAGUCCAAGUCUGAGCCUUUGCCAACGUUCAGUCAGUUUAGCCCAAUUUCCAGCCCCGAACCAGAGGAUGCAUUCAAGGAAGACAGCAUUGCUGAUAAACCCAAACACGCCCAAACUCCCUAUUUUCCACCACCUUCUAUGUAUAUACCCACAGGAGCUUCAGUUCUGGAUCAUCUGAGGAAGGUACCAGAGCCUGAAUUAAGCAUGUUUGAUCAAUACUGUAAGAAGGAACAAAAGAUGGAAAUCCACUGCCAGCCAGAGAAUAGGCUGGAAAUGAGCAGGAGAGAACACGACAGAGCACCAGAGAGGUUCAUAGAGUCAAGCAGGGACUUGGUAGAUACCAAUAGCUUUCUUGGAGAAGGCCUGGUGUUUGGAGACCUUCCUCACAAUAAUUUAGGAGAAAGUAAGGGGUCUGUGCCUGAGCUGAAUAUGUCUUCCUCUGUACCACCUCGCCAGAGGUUAAAGCCAACUUAUUCGAAGUUGUCGUCCUGCGUGGCAGCGUUAGUAGCUCUUCAGGCCAAAAAGGUUGCAUGUAAUCCAAAAAGUGAUCAGCCAAACCUUACCAAGGAGCCUGGUCCUUUUAGAGACGGGAUGAAGGGAAGCCCAAAAAUGCCCAAGUCACCAAAGAGUCCCCGCAGCCCCUUAGAGGUGGUGAGGAAGGCAAGCAAGCAGCCUGAGAGUCCUCGAAGUGUGUGCAGUGACAGCAGUGGGAAAGGCUCUCCCUCCAUGGCAGCUGGCUCUCCUCCAGCUAUUCCCAAAGUUAGAAUAAAGACUAUCAAGACAUCCUCUGGUGAAAUUAAAAGAACUGUAACUAGAAUUUUGCCAGAGAACGAUGAGCUGGGCAAAUCUUCAGAAGAGUCACCUGUGGAAACCUCGUCUGCUGAAGAGUUCAUCAAAUGUUUCCCAUCCCCUGAUACCAGUGCAGUUAUGGAAGGUGAAGCUAGGAAGAAUUCCACCAAAACGGGGGCUGCUGUGGCUCUCCAGCUGUCAAACGUAGCGGGUCCUUACACAGAUGCUGUGAAAACAGAUAUUGCUGUGAAUAGCACGUGCACCGUGUCCUUAUCUCCACUGCCAAACUGCGGUGGCGGUGCCAUAAAAGUGGGUGUUAAGAGGCAGCAGCAAGGUUUGGUGGUGCAGCCAUCCCCUGGGGCCACGUCCAGCCUGCUUCCCAAAGCUGUGCACUUGGCCAAUCUCAACUUAGUCCCUCAUAGCGUCGCUGCUUCUGUCACGGCCAAGUCGUCUGCACAGAGGAGAAGCCAGCCCCAGGUGACACAGAUGUCUGUGCCACUGGUGCACCAGGUCAAGAAAGCUGCUCCCGUCAUCGUGGAGGCAUUCAACAAAGUGCUGCACAGUGCCAACCCCGUGCCAAUUUAUACUCCAAACCUUAGCCCUCCACCUGACACCAGUAUUAAUAUUCCUGCCUCUGGAUAUUGUUGUCUGGAAUGCGGGGACUCUUUUGCCUUAGAGAAGAGCCUGACUCAACACUAUAGUAGACGAAGCGUUCAUAUUGAAGUCAUGUGCACUCAGUGUUCAACUAUGCUUCUUUUCUUUAAUAAGUGUAGCUUGCUUAAACAUGCCAGAGAUCACAAGAACAAAGGAUAUAUCAUGCAGUGUUCUCAGCUCCUCAUGAAACCCAUUUCCUUAGACCAAAUGUUUCCACCUUCUCCUACAAGCUCCUCAGCUUCUCAGACUCCUCAGACUUUGCACUCACCCUCUCCUUCACGUAAGAGCAGUGCUGCUGGGGGAGGUGGUGUGGGAGCCUCUGCCAGCUCACAGCCAGCCAUGCCUCUCUAUAUGGACCCACUGCGACUCAUCCGACACGGACUUAAGUGUUUAGAGUGUAACAAGCAGGUACAGGAUUACAUUGAUCUAGCAGCUCAUUACCAGAGAACCUCAGAAGAUUAUGAAAAACUGACGUGUCAAGUGUGCCAGAUGAUGCUGCCCAACCAGUGCAGUUACUGUGCUCACCAGAGGAUCCACGCUCACAAGUCCCCGUACUGCUGCCCGGAGUGCGGAGCCGUCUGCCGCUCAGCCUAUUUCCAGAGCCACGUCAAGGAGAACUGCCUGCACUACUCCCGCAGAGUCGGGCUGAGGUGCAUCCAUUGUGGAAUUGUCCUCAUGAACUUUGGCCUGCUGAAAGUGCACAUCGAGGAGAAACACUGCGAAGUCUUCCACAAGUGUUCUUUUUGCCCCAUGGCCUUCAAGUCUGCCGACAGCACCACGGCUCACAUGACCAGCCAGCACCCAGAGGCACCACCCAAGACUACUCAGGUCAUCUACAAAUGCUCGUGCGAGACAGUUUUUAACAGGAAGAAGCGGCUCCACGAGCACUUCCAUAAGAACACCAAGAAGUUGUUAGUGCCAGUGUUUAAGUGCCCCCAGUGUCAUCUGGUGUACAUGCAGAAACAGCAGUUAAUGCAGCACGUGAAGGGUGUUCAUGGGGUCCCCCAAAAUCCUGAGGAGCUCUCAAAUAUUCAACAAAAACCUGAGAAGGCACCAAGGAACAAGGUUCAUACCCCACCAAAGGAGCUGUCAGUAGCCAAUGGGACUUCCCACUCCCCUCUGCUGAGAAAGGACAUGAGGGUGGAAGGACACAAUCCAGAAGCCAAGUCCAGACUGAGAACUGGUUGGACUUGCAAGGAAUGUUCACAGUGGAUCCCAGAUCGGGAAGCUUAUGUGUCCCACAUGAAGAGAAGUCAUGGAAGGUCUCUGAAGAGAUAUCCCUGUCGACAGUGUGAACGCUCAUUUAAUGCCUCCAACAGCCUGCGCAGACACAUCCGCAAUAAUCACGACACAGCAAAGAAAAUUUACACUUGCUGGUAUUGCACAGAUGAAAAUCAGACAUUUCCUCAGCCAUUCAUGCUGGAGAAUCACAUCAGCCUCAUGCAUGGCAUCAAAAACCCAGACUUAUCCCAGAUGGCCAAAGCAGAAGCUCCAGAGGGAGACACAGCAGAAGCAAAAUCUCCAAAGAGGGUGGCAGCAGCUGAGCUGGGGCAGGCAGAGACCGCUGCAGGUUCAGAGGCACCACCGGCCAAAAAACUGAAGGCUCCUUGGAAGUGUGCCAAGUGCAGCUUCACAACAGAGGUCAGCCAGGAGUUCCAGGAGCACAUACCCCGGCACAAGACUGACAGCUCCACCUACCAGUGCUUGUUCUGUGGCCUGUGCUACACCUCUCACAUCUCUCUGAACAGACACCUCUUCAUCGUUCAUAAAGUGAAAGAUGAGGAGGAGGAGGAAGAGGAGGAGGAGGAGGAGGAAGAAGAGGAGGAGGAGGAAGGUGAAAGGCAGAAGUUACAAAGGGAGAUGAGUGAGAAUGGACACGAGGGGUAUAAUGGUGAGAUGAACACCACGGCAGAAGAAGAAAACCUGAAAUGCAAAGAGUGCAAAAGUGACUCUGCUCUUUGUGAACACAGUCAGACGUGUGGCGUGGAGGGUCGUCACAGCACCUCGCAGAACAAUCAUUCAAAGUCUCUUAAGACUUAAAAACAAAAAGAACCCCUUUUGGUUGGUCAGGGGCUUUUUUGUUGGGGGGUUUUUACUCAAAAUAUGGGGUGGGGAUAGGGUGAAUCUUCGAAAUACUCUGUUGAUUUCUUGGGAUGGACAUUGCUUUCCGUUAACUUCUAUUUGUAAGGGAAAUUUACAAAAGAAAAAACAAACAAACGAAACAACCAAACCCUGCCAUUGCAUCCUAAGCACUAACUCUGCCAGGCCAGAGGGGUGAAAAGGGAAAAGCAGGGCGAGAAUCCUCGCUGGAGCUUGUCCAACUCCUGAGGAUCAAGGAGCACUUUCUGCAGCUGCAGUUUCCUUAGGAUGAGCUCUCUUCUUCCGAGUGUGCACUGCCUCAGCCUCUGCCUGGAGCUUCAGUCUUCCCUAUCUCGCUUUCUUCCUCCUUCUAUUUAUGGCUUCUUUUUUUCUCUUCCCAUCCCACCUUUCUUUUUCUCAUUUUAUCUCACGAUGCUGUCUUGGCAGAGCACGCUUGUCAGGUCAGGACCCUGCUGGACAAUCUGGCACCUUCUGCGCUGCCACGGGAGGGGUUCAGGGCUGAAGCCGUGCUGACUUUUCUUUGUUUGCCCGAGUAACAACUUGGUUUUCCAAAAGGCAAUUUGUGGAAAUGUCUUGGACCUCAAGCAUUCCGAACGAGAAUAUUCUGUAGCCCUCCCCCUCUGGGCUGAGGCAGCCUGGUGCCCCUCCAGGCUCUGCUGCUGCCUCUGGGGGAGUUGGGCUGCUGGAGGGUGGCAGGGGGGAGCUCGGGCAGAGCCGGGGGGCCCCGUUCCCAGGUGGGGAAAACAUCCCUUGCCCUGUCCUUGGUGUCUGCUGGAGCAAAACCAUCCCAGCACUGCUGAGGGUGCCAGUUUGGACCUGGGGCUCCCUGACUGGUGGGUGUCCAGCGAGGGGAGCGUGUCCCACGGAGGGGCUCAGCCCAGCAUCCCGGCCGGGCGGGUGCCAGCUCCCACCCAUCACCUGGGAUUCUUCCUUCCACGGAGUCAUAUUGACUCUCUCUUUCCUCAUUCAUUACUCCCUCCCCCCAGCCCAGCCACAAAUGGUUUGUGUAACGUAAUUAUCUUCUAUACUAUUAUUUUUUUAUUACUCUGUUGAGCCAGAACCCUGCUCGUUAUUGUUUACUUAUGAUGAUGUUUAAAUAAUUUAAGAACUAUUUAUCUCGUGGCAUUCGGAUCGCUCCCCUUUCUCGUCCCGGGCCUGUUCUGACACGGGCGAGUUCGGACUCUUUAUUUUCGGUUCGGGUGCGCGUUAGCCAUGGGGAGGAGGCUUCUCCAUGCAGCCUGGGGAGAGUGAAGGGCGGCGGGGGCCACUCCCGAGCCACCACGAAUCCUUUUAACCCGCAGCGGCGUCUGUGCCUUGCUAUGAUGUUUACUUCCAAUUAUUGCAAAUAAAAAGCAUCCAAG
Molecule: messenger RNA, 5525 nt
Organism: Calypte anna (Anna's hummingbird)
Lineage: Eukaryota; Metazoa; Chordata; Aves; Apodiformes; Trochilidae
Gene: ZNF592
Product: zinc finger protein 592
Exons: 10
Coding region: 220-4104 (1294 amino acids)
Source: RefSeq, a predicted model, not a curated record